AUGUCCUCCGAACCCCCGCUAUCUUCGACCGAUCCAUCGUCGCAAUCUCUCGCGUCUACUACAAGCGACUCUGAUACUAUCUACUUCUCCCUAAGCUCAUACCCUUUCGACGACGAUCCUGAAUAUCUCGCCGGCCUCUCCUCCAUCCUUGGACACCCCUCCAUCCCACCAAACACAGCAGAACUUACCUCCAAUCCCGAUCUCAUCCUGCAAGCACGCUGCUUCUACUUUGCAAGGAAACACAACCUCUCGCCCAUUGAUCCGGCCGCAUACAGCAAAUGGCUCGCCGAAAACUCGUCUGCCAGAACUACAACUGCUCCGUCUGGCACAUCGCAACCAGGCGGCACAGCCCCCGCUGGCGCGCCACCGGCACCUACAUUGCCAUUCACCGCAAAUGAAGUCGCUCCCAACGGAUCAGAAGUCUCUGAGCAGCCGCCCUAUCCGACAUCCUUCGCCGAGAUUGUGGACCUCAUAACUCGAAACGUCCCUGUACCAGGGAUUGAAGAGAUUCCGAACACUGUACUGGAGCAUGGCUCAAGCAAGGUGGAUCACACGCCUAGACGGCGCAAACCGUGGGAGAAGGAUGGCGAAACGACCGCUUCAACGAUCAGUGACACUGACGUGACUGGCGGGCCAGUGACAGGAGGCGCGGAAGGAGCUGGGCCUGACAGUGAAAUCAGCGGGGAGGGAACGGAGCAGAACGCCGACGACGCAAAAGUCAAUGGCCAUCUGGAGACCGGUGAAGGGGUAGUCAAGAUCCUGCAGGCCAACGCGAUUCCGGAUAGCGGACUACUGGCUAAGGACUGA
Molecule: messenger RNA, 807 nt
Organism: Cyphellophora europaea CBS 101466
Lineage: Eukaryota; Fungi; Ascomycota; Eurotiomycetes; Chaetothyriales; Cyphellophoraceae
Exons: 1
Coding region: 1-807 (268 amino acids)
Source: RefSeq, a predicted model, not a curated record